UUCUACAACAACUACUACUACUACUAUACUUAUAUUUUACUCUGUGCAACUGGUGCCGAAUCUGCGCCGGGGUAGUCGCACGCUGAACACGCGUCUGGUAGGUGCGAACACGCUCUCGUGAUAUUAUACAGUCGUCGGCCGAUCCGUUCCGUUUUUCUAUAUUAUCGUUCAAUAAUAUUAUUAUUUCGCGUACGCAUUACAAUAAUAUUAUUUGUAUUAUUUUUCGCGUACGCAAUUUUAUAAUAUAUUAUUAUACAAUUAUUAAUCAUAUUAUUAUUGAAAUAUUAUUGAAAUAUAUCAUUGUAAUUCUGUGCGUCUCGCGUCAUUACGAGGUAUUUACCGAGCGGUUUUAUUUUUUUCACCACUCGUCGAUGGGUCGUCGGUGGUAAAAAUCGAAAUAAAAAAAUUUAAGAAAAUAAUUCGCAUUUUCUCUCCCGCGUGUUAUUGUCGUCGUCGUCCGCUAGUGGUGCCGUUCAAAAAACAUAAUAUUAUUAUUGUUAUUGCAUGAAUAUCAUACGCAUAUCAUAGAGUACAGUACACCGCAAAGUUCGCGCACACGAUGAAUACGAUGGUCACGCCGUUGUCCUCAUCAAUCGUCGUUGCCGUUGUUGCCGUCUAUCAAUCGACCGCCGCGAACGCAUCGUUCUACCGGUGACACGAGAGCUGUAUACGUCGCCGAAGUAAGUGUAGAGGUAGGUGGCUAACCGUACAAAGUCGUUCUCGUCGGCACCGAUUUUCCGCGACAGUGUCACGCGCCGUUCGGAGCGCCGCACCGUGCACGCCGCUCCGGUUUUCGUUUGUGCAUCCGUAUCGCCGUUGCACUGCACCGCCACAUAUCGCUCUGCUCACACGCGUUGAGACGUGCACCUAUACGUACCGCCACAUAACCCGCGUGGUCCCAACACACUAUGAACUCUCCACAAAUGUAUGACACGGCGCCGCAGCCGCACGCCCAUCAGCCGCAACACCACCAGAUCAGCCAACAAGAACUGGCGAUGGCCGCCAAAAAAGCGCAGCUCGGGCAGCUCAAAAACAGGUAUGACAUAUCGGAACUGUCCACGCCCGAGAUAUCGCUCGACCUGCAGAACCUCAUCGACGACAGCCAGUUCAGCGAAGGGCUGUUCACGGAGAUCUUGCAGCAGGGCCAGGUCAAGUUGCCCAACGGCACCGGCGGCGGUGGAGGCCGAAACGGCGUAAACCAGAACGGUUUCAACUCGCGCACCACUCUCGCGUACAUGCCACAGCCCGUACACUACGAGAGCACGCCGGCCUCCACUGGUGGUCCCAUCAAGGAGGAACCUCCGGAGUCCGUCGAGUUCCGGAACCAGCAGCAACAGCAACAGCAGCAACAACAGCAACAGCAGCAACAACAGUACCUUAGCAACGGCCAGGGGGGCGCGUUCCAGACGUCACCCGUGUCCAGCAACGGCAGUAGCUCGCAUCUCAAGGCCCAUCACCACAACCACCACCGGAAGUCGAGUUCCGGCAGCAACAAGUCCGUGGACAAGAACACGGACGAGUACAAGAGGAGGCGCGAACGGAACAACAUAGCGGUCCGCAAGAGCCGGGAAAAGGCAAAGAUCCGAAGCCGCGAGACCGAGGAGAAGGUCAAGCUGUUGGUCAAAGAGAACGAGCGGCUGCAGAAAAGGAUAGAGCUGCUCAGCGAAGAACUCAACGUGCUCAGGUCGCUAUUCACCAACGUGGGCGUCCUGCCCGAGCACCUUCACCGGGAGCUCAACAAACAUUUCGACGCCUAUCCACACUUGCAGUGAUCCAUCUCAUGCGCGUGGUUUCAAGAAAUUGGCAUCGAUGAACCCGGUUCAAUAUCAUCUCCUCUCACACUUUUUGAACAACAAAUGAGUUACCUGUGUACAGCAUACUAGGUCCUAGAGCCAGAUGCGAACCACGCCAUGCCAAAACGUUUAUUAUAAAUGAAAGGAAAAAAUAGUUACCUAACGAAAUUCCUAAUUUAUUAUAUCGGUAUAAUGUUACCCGUUAUAUAAAAGUAGAUUUUAAAUAUAUCUAUCUAUACGUAUAUAAUAUGUUUAAUAUUUAUAUACACUAAAAUAAUAUUAUAUAUUAACCGUUUUCUUUUCUUUUCGGCCUUUUAUGGAAAUACCAAAUUUUAAGUCUAAAUACUAUUUUUUAAUCGAUUUUUUUUACUAUUAAUAAAAAGUUACAUAUUGUGUAAGAUUUACGAAAAACUGCCUUUGGCUCAGCAGAGUUUAAAAUUUGUUGUAAAUACCUUUUUUUUACGUAUGUUGUACUAUAAUAAACAUUUUGUACGUUUUGUUUGUUUUUUUUUUUUUAAUUUUAAUUUAAAGUAUACAUUUUUUUUUACCUAUUUAGUAGUUUUUUCUAGUCUAAAAUUAGAUUUUUAUAACUUGUAAGAUAUCGUAUUUUUAGUUAUUUAAAAUAGUACCGUAUAAUACAUAUUUUUUAUUUUUUAUUAUUUAAACAUAAUUUAUUUGUAUAGGUUACUACAUACAUUAUAUUAUACAAAAAUAUUCUGCAGUUUAGUGUUAGUAUAUUUUUAAAAU
Molecule: messenger RNA, 2540 nt
Organism: Metopolophium dirhodum (rose-grain aphid)
Lineage: Eukaryota; Metazoa; Arthropoda; Insecta; Hemiptera; Aphididae
Product: CCAAT/enhancer-binding protein-like
Exons: 3
Coding region: 909-1772 (287 amino acids)
Biological process (GO): regulation of transcription by RNA polymerase II; DNA-templated transcription
Molecular function (GO): DNA-binding transcription factor activity, RNA polymerase II-specific; RNA polymerase II cis-regulatory region sequence-specific DNA binding
Source: RefSeq, a predicted model, not a curated record